Molecule: messenger RNA, 459 nt
Organism: Somion occarium
Lineage: Eukaryota; Fungi; Basidiomycota; Agaricomycetes; Polyporales; Cerrenaceae
Source: the annotation of a GenBank genome assembly
AUGGAAGAAUCAAUAAGUGGAUUUCUAAUACUGCUACUUAUGAGUGCCUUGGAUAUAUGUUAUUUGAAGUACUUUGAGAUGAACAAUCCACUGCCAACAGGAUUUGACUUAAUCAAUGCAAUGCAAAUUUCCAGUUUUCUCUAUACACUUCGCAAUCUUGAUGGAGAAAAGAACUUGGAAGAUAAUUCUACUAUUGUUUCUAUAGAUGGAAGCAUGUUUAUAAGAGGAACCUUCAAAGACUCUACCUUAGGAUCUGUUGUGGAUAUAGAUCUGCCAGUACAAGCCUGGAGUAUGGACACUGAAGACAUUUGGGAGGAAGAUAUAUCUGUUAAUGAUGGAGAUAUAGCAGAUGCACUAAAUUAUGUGUACUGGGGAUCUAGGUCUCAUGAAGCAUUACCUUUCUAUUAUGGAGAUAAUAAUAGUGGAAUUACAACUUUUACUACAGACUUCACAGUAUAG